CUCCUUUCACAGAACGCCGAUCCAGAUAUACGCCGAGGAUAUGGCACCAAAACAGCCUAACACAGGCCUCUUUGUUGGAUUGAACAAAGGGCAUGUUGUCACCAAGAAGGAGUUAGCUCCUCCCCCAUCUGAUAGAAAAGGCAAAACAAGCAAAAGGUCUCACUUGGUGAGGAAUUUAAUCCGUGAGGUAGCUGGAUUUGCGCCAUAUGAGAAGAGGAUUACUGAGUUGUUGAAAGUUGGAAAAGACAAAUGUGCCCUUAAGGUAGCCAAGAGAAAGUUGGGUACCCACAAGAGAGCAAAGAAGAAGAGAGAGGAGAUGUCAAGUGUUCUUCGCAAGAUGAGGUCUGGUGGAGGUGCAGAGAAGAAGAAGUGAGGACUUUUUCAGGAUUUAGUUUUCUUUGCAUAAUUUUUUUAAGCUUUUAGUAGUUAAGUAAAACUUUUGUCUUCCCU
Molecule: messenger RNA, 450 nt
Organism: Lactuca virosa
Lineage: Eukaryota; Viridiplantae; Streptophyta; Magnoliopsida; Asterales; Asteraceae
Source: the annotation of a GenBank genome assembly